Seriola dumerili (greater amberjack) is the source of this 791-nucleotide messenger RNA. RefSeq names its product fish-egg lectin-like. The coding region runs from base 6 to 791 and encodes 261 amino acids. The record is from RefSeq and is a predicted model, not a curated record. The transcript is spliced from 5 exons. NCBI's taxonomy places the organism in Eukaryota, Metazoa, Chordata, Actinopteri, Carangiformes, Carangidae.
ACAACAUGAAAACUGUUGCUGCCUUCUUGCUGGUGCUGUGUUACCUGGCUGGUAGUCAUGCAUGGAACUGCAGGGAGGGUCCACGGCUCAGUAGCAUUACACAGAUUGAUGCUGGACUGGGGAAAGUGGUCGCAGUAAACAGGUUCAAUCAGGCAUUUAUCCUUAUUGGAACAAGGUGGUACAGACUCAGCUCUGUCAGCCUCAAGCAUAUCUCAGUGGGACCUGCAGGAAUGUGGGGAGCCAGCAACACAAACAGAGUGUACAAGUCCGUAGCAGGAAACAUGCUACAAUCCAGUGGUCUGUCUCUGCAGCAGGUGGAUGCUGGUGGUGAUGGUCAGGUUGUUGGAGUAUCAGUUGGCGGACGUAGAACCCUCUGUCUGAGAGAGAGUUUUGCUUUGGCCUACAAGGGAGUGGGCUCCCUGAGCUGGAGUUCCCUGGGAAGGGCGAUGAGGUACUACAGCUGCAGCCCGAACAACGGCUGCUGGGGAGUCGACACGAGUUUCCGGGUCUACUUCACACAGAGAAUCGUACCAAGCAACUGUGGCAAAAGUGGAUGGAUAUACGUGGCAGGGCAAUCCAUGACAAUGAUUGAAGUGGGGACCGACGGAAGUGUUUUUGGAGUGAAUAGGAGUGGCCAGGUGUUCCAAAGAAUUGGCAUCUCCAGUCGUCGCCCCCAAGGAACAGCUUGGCGUUCUGUCCCAAUGUGCAUGUCCAUCCGCCACGUGAGCUACGACCUGGGCCGGCUCUGGGCCGUGACCACCUCUGGUUUGCUUACGCAGUGCACACACUAA